Messenger RNA from Prorocentrum cordatum, 2107 nucleotides. NCBI's taxonomy places the organism in Eukaryota, Dinophyceae, Prorocentrales, Prorocentraceae. The record is from the annotation of a GenBank genome assembly.
AGCCAUUUUGGCUCAAGCCGUUCUCAGUCCUGCCUCGGCCGCGUCCGCCACGCGCUCUGCCCCUGAGACCAGCUUGGGAGACGGCUGCGGUCAGCUGCCUGGCCGCCCCCGAGGCGGCGGAGCAGCCCAGCGACGGCGGCGGGUCGCUUUGAUCUGCGCGGCGCGCCAGGCAGGCGGCCGCGCGCCGGGCGGCUGCUUGCUGCCAAUCGGCCGCCCUCGAGCGCGUGAAGGCGCUCGAGCGCAGAGUCGCGCAGCUCGAGGCGGAACUCAGGGAGACCCUGGAGGUGCACGAGGCGGCGGCCCAGCAGGCCGUGGCCCUGGCGGGCGCGGGCGCGACGGGGGAGGCAGACGACAAGCUGAGGAGCGAGCUGGUCGGGCGGCUGGCCCUCGAUGCGCCGAUCGUCGCCUGUUGCUUUGCCGCGGAGCAGCGGGGGCGUGCUCUCUCCCUGCGUGCUGACGCUGGGCAAGCAACGGCGCAACACGGCGGCACACGUCUUCAGCACCGCCGUCGCGGUGAUCCGGGAGGCUGGCAAGGCGGAGCUCAACAGCAUCCAGCGGGGUGCCAGGCAUCGCCUGCUGAGGUCUGCACGGUUGGGCCGACGCGGAGGUCAGCCUCGGCACGCUCGAGGAUCUGAGGUACGCAACGGCGCCCGCCUCCCUCUUCGCCGCCCUGCUGGAGCCGGUCUUCAUCCUGGUGAGCAGCGGUACAGCGCAAGGAGGCCGCCGACGGCAACGGCGGCGCCCGUCCGCCGCGUGCCGUCCGCGCGCGCGGCUUCCGAUGCGGUGCCGCUCCACUGGACCCUGGCGCGCCGCCGCGGGCGCGGCGUGCCGCCAGGCACCGUCUUCGCGCUGGCCGGGCGCAUGGGGCGUGCUGCCGAGCCGAGGCCUCUGCCGUUGGCGUCGGGAGCACGCUGGGGCGAGGACGGCGGUGCUGGUGCUAGCGCUGUUCCCCGCGCUCAACCCGCUGCCGCCGAGCCACUCCUGUCCUCCUUCGACGGCGCGUGCGACGCGGGCCACUCCGUCCAGGAGGGCGUCUCGUUCAACGCCGCCGACUCCGCAACGCUCGACGCGCAGGAGGUGGUGGACGGGACCUUCGUUCUCGAGGAUGGCGUCGGCUCUGUGCCCAGCGUCCGCCGCGCGCUGUCCCACGGCGGGUCUGUCGGCGAGCUGGCGCCCGAGCCAGGCGCGGCCUUCGGCGGCCCUGGCACGGCGUGCAGCACGACUUCCGCGGCAUCCUCUUCCCGUCGUGCCGCUGCGGACCUCGGAGUCGUCGGGCGCUACCUGAUGGCAGACGAGGCUGCCAUCCUUCGUGGGCGCAGCGAGGUGGUUCAGGACGUCGACGGCGGCGAGGUUGGCGAGGUGCUGGAGGAGGCGGAAGAGCGCUGCCAUCGUGAAGGCGGCGGCGCUGGAGGCCGACGUGUAUUUCCACGCGCUGGAGUCGGAGGAGAUCGGCGACGGCGUGGGCGACACGAAGGGCGUCGAGGUGCUGGAGUACUCCCUCCGGUGCCGGCCCCAGACGGCCUAAACUAAGCCGCCCCCGACGACCCGUUCGACGAGCGCACAGUCGUCGGCGGGAGGCGGCGCCUCGCGGUGCUGCAGCGGCACACGUGCCAGACCUGGGCCAUCGCAGACCGCGAGCAGUUCGAGGCUCAGGUCGCCUACGUGGCCAGGGGGCUGGAGCAGGCGAAGGCGGCUAAGCGGGCUCGCCUCGCCGCGGAGGCCAGGCUGGCGCCUUCCACGCGGGAUGUGAGCGCUCGGGCGGGCCCUCGCUCGGUUUUCUGGGUCCGUCUCGAAAUUUUGGUAGGCACUCCUCGGCGUGGGUUUGGGGGGCCGUCGCGUUUUCUCGUCGGGGUGUGGGGGCGGCCGCUGACGGCUGCGGGGUGUGCCCGCUUUGUCCCCGCGGGGGUGGCUUCCGCCCCCUGGCUUGCCCUUGGGCAGGCCAGGGUCGGUCGGAUGCCUGUCUGGGCUGCUUCGGGACCCCCCCUCUCGUCGCCACGUCGUCUGCGCGGCGUGCUCGCGGUGGCGCGGGACACUUCUGAAAGACAUCUGGGGCCCUGGCGAUCGUCUGCGCGCAGACGGUCGCCAGGGCCUCUUUUGAUGAUGCUCC